GGUCGGCGGAAGCGCUCGGAAUGGUAGUGCUGGCUCGACGAGUCGUGCCAGGGACGUCGAAGUCCUGAUCACUGGCUUUGGUGUGAGUCGCCGAGUCGAGGCGUGCGGCGUGUUUGUAAAGGACACGCCCACACCGCCGCCGCAACCUCUGCUGACUCUCGUGUCCGGAUGUAUGCGCUGUCAUGGAUCACGCACAGCCAUUUGGCUCCAUCGGGAAAGAUGCGAACCCUUCAUGGCUCGCCAUCAAAGAGCUGAACAAUACAUACCUGUCGCUGUCUGAGCCGCCUGGUACAGGAGACGAGGCAGGAAGCAGCAGCAGCAGCAGCGCACCCAUCGAGUCCGGACCUCGCAUUCACAUCCAGGUGCUCCAAUCAGCCACGGUCUAUGCCCACGUCCUAUCCCUCGUGCCGCGCAUACACGGCAACCCGCCAUCUGCCCAUUCGGAGCCCUACAUGGAUCCGUCUGGUGCUCCCGCACCGGACGACGAGGGUCCGCAAGGUAUAGGGGAGCCCUACCCUAUAGGAUACACGCUCCGCCAUCCCGAAAGGGGUUACGACUUUGUACUGCAUUUGGGCGUGGGCUAUCCAGGCGGUUUGGCGGUGGAGAAGGCGGCGCACAAGAGGAGAUACCAGAUUACGGAUGCAAAGGGAGAGUUCGCACCGCGCGCGACGGACCAGAGCGAUGUGGCCUCUGAGCUUUCCAAGGCCGAAGAGAGGGAGAGGGAGCGCUUGCAGAGAGCUGCGGAGAGGGCUUUGAAGGAGCAACAAGCACGCGCCGCCGAAUCGAAUGGUCAGGAGAAAUCGUCGUCGUCGCCGCCGCCGCCGACAAACCUGGAAGAGGAAGCCAUCGCAUCGUUUGGACCUCGGCUUUGCAGGACAGCGGCGCAACCUCCUCCCCCUCCAAAGAGGCUCUUCGAUCAUGCUUGCCUUCGCGGCUUUGCGGAAGGCUACGAGCAGUUCAAGGAUGUGGAAGAGACAAACGUGGACACUGAUGGGCUCGCAAAGUUCUUGAGCGCGAGGGGCACGCCCGUCAGGGAAUCGGACGAUGCCGGUAGAUUUCUGUGCGACUUUAUCUACUACGCCUCUUUGACGGAAUUUCAGCGGGCCGCUCAUCGGCUCGAAGGAGUUGCUGGAGCGAGGCGAGAUGCCGACGACGAGGCGGAUCAACAGCAAAAGGCGUCCCCCAUCACACCCUUGUUCGUGCACGUUCCGCCAGAGGGACAAGACCUGACUCUAGAACAGGUCAGAAAGGGCAUACUGGACGUCGUUUGGUGGAGCAUCGUUGGCGAGAGAGCCAGAUGAGAACGGAUGUGGGCUCGAGUUUUGCGCGCGCGCCCCAUACACGAUUAGGCGGGGCACACUGAGAGUGGCGCAGUAGGAAAUACAUGGGCGUUCGCCAACGACUUUAUGAUACGGUGUCUGCGUUCUGAGAGGUAGCGUAUUCAGGAGCACCUUGAAGAGGGGGACCGGCUGCGGCCUGGCGUGCCAUGCCAAAGGCAAGAGCGCUUGUCGUGACGGUGCUUUUGCUUGCUUGACUCGAAGCGUACACUCCACAAUCGGCGCAAGCAUACAGCACUCAUGCGCGGAUCUUACGAGUG
Molecule: messenger RNA, 1597 nt
Organism: Ceraceosorus guamensis
Lineage: Eukaryota; Fungi; Basidiomycota; Exobasidiomycetes; Ceraceosorales; Ceraceosoraceae
Exons: 1
Coding region: 183-1301 (372 amino acids)
Biological process (GO): proteolysis
Source: RefSeq, a predicted model, not a curated record